AUGACGGUCCGCAGCGACUGCAGGGUCUCACUGCCCAACAUGGGUAUGUCGCACGUCAACUAUGCCCUCGGCCUGGAUGCGGAUGGUCUGGGCACCCAUCCACGCAAGUUCAAGAAGCACAAGGUGCUUCCACGCCCCGGCAAGGAUGAGCUGCAACGAUCCGCUUUGUCAAGCCAUGGUCUCGGGAGCGACGCCGCCCUGCCGCGAAGCAAUCCGUCAUCUGCCUCGAUCCUGUCCAGUCGCCAGCGACCGAACAGAGUGGGACGAGGCCCGGAACCGCCGCCCACGCCGCCGACGCAUUCGCGGACAUCCUCGGCAAGUCACCCUGCCGACUCCUCGACCUCGGGACAUGCCGGUACCCCUCCGGGCAGCACAGACAAUGUCGACUCCGAUCCCCCGGCUACUCCCACCAACCAACAGACUCCGCCCACCCCAAACCUGACCCCCGAACGAACCCCUCCGGGCCCUGCCGCGGGCCAAGCACGACGUCGCCCGCUACUAAGCCAGCGGAAUUCCUCCAAAGUCACAACAGAUUCCAGGGCAGAAUCGUUUCGAACCGCGCCGGAGCACCCUCAUUUAUCCGAUGAUGACGAUGCAGGGUCGACCCUGCGCCCGGCACUGCCCUCGGCGAAGAGCUCGCAGAGCACCGUUCGUCAAGUUAGCAGGGAGACGAGGAGUGUUUCCCAGCCGAUAGGCCUGGGCUUGGGGCUUGAAUUCAGCUCAGACGACAAGGCUAUGCCUAGGACAUCGGCAGAACUCAACAAGGUUGACGGAAUGCGGGAUAUCGGGCAGUCGGAUUCGAACAGGACAGAGGAGUGGGACCGCGAUCUCAUGAGGAAUGUGACCAUCAGAAAGCGGCGGCCAACACGCCCAAAAGAGCUUUCCAACCAAGAAAUCGUUGACGACCGGCCGGUGUCGCCAACCAAUGCCACCCAAGCGCUCCGCUCCAUGCCACUUGACGAGAGCCCGAUUGUUUACCCCUCGCGCAGAGUUGUCUCGGACCGCUACACAACCAAGCCCGAGGCAGUCAAUUCGGAGUCUUCCAGCAGCGUUGAUGUUAAGCGUUCUUCUGUCAUGUCCACAAAGUCCAAUGCUUCAACGAUCGUGGAGGCAAUGCUGGUGGGGACGGCGCCCCAGCGACGCAAGACUCUACGCCACGUCAGGAAGCAGAGCGCUUUGCGGGAUUCAAGUUCGGAAAUCUCCCCAGUCACUUCUGCGCCCACGUCCGUCUCACCACCUGUUCAUGACCGACGCCAACGUCACGAGUCCUCCGCCACGAAAGUGGACGAGACCGUACGUGAAAGCUACGCCUCAGCUGCCAGCAUCAAUUCCAUUUCGAGUCGGAAAGCUCGCCGCUCAGUGUGGAAGAGCGGCGGUGUGCCAGUUGUUGUGAUUCCGGACCGCCGAUCCUCGGUCAAGUCGACCAGCAAAUCGCCAUCUUUGCGAUCCACAAGCAGUCGGAGGUCCCGGAGUCUCAGUUCGGUCCCAAUUUCUCCGCCGUCGAAAAGUGGGGAACAGAUUCCCCUGUUCGAACGGCCUGCUAGAAGGAGCAGGGCGUUUUCCGAGUCUGACGGAUCUCGUGCGGGUGACGAGAGGACAAUGGACUUUCCCCCUGUCAUCCCUGCUCGAUCAUCUUCUCUCUCGGCGCCAACUAGCAGAAACGCAUCGAGGACAGCUUCCCUCACGGCAGAGAGCUUACAGGCCCACAGCAUCUUCCAGGCGCAGCAGGCGCAUCUCGCCCUGCAGAAGGCCAGCCAGCCGCUCGAUAAGCUGCAAACUCACCCUCGGCCAAGCGAAGAUGACCGGAUGCUAAGUUGGAGAGGGCCAGAGGACCCGCCCCUGAACGGUGAAGUUGAGCGCGCGCUCCCCACCGUGUCAGUAGAACAGACUCUCCGGGAGAAGCAGCGCGAGCCGGGCGGGAGGGCCGCCCAAGCUAACCGGGACUUGCACGGCACCAAUGCGGUGGAUGGCGGCCUCAGAAUUGACCGGGACGGUGAUCGCUUCUUGUCUGUGCAGAACACACCUUUGUCGGUUGCAUCAGUUGAGACGACUGGUACCUCGCACGCUGAAGUUUCUGAGGCCAUGGCUGUGAACAUCUACCCGCACCAGAACAAAUCCGUGGUUUUGGUCAACCACUCCGCCAAACCAUCUGAGAGCUCCUCCAUGAACGAGUACAAGACUUCUGCCGCGAAUGUUCCGAUAGUCAAGACGACGAACCCAAACGGCGCUGUCCCUGCAACGCCGCCCCAGCAAUUCUCCAUGGACGGCGUCGACUCGCCCCUGAGGAAUCCAAGAGCACCUCCCAAGCCACCAACCAUCAACUUCAUCCCCGCCACUCCAUCGGGCUUAACGCCCACAACAGAGAAACAAAAGCAGCUUGGAAACUACUACGAGAUGACCGCAGAGAAGCCCAGACGGAGCAUGUCGCUCCUCAGGCGGGCCCUAACCCGCCGGACUGCCGAGUACGGCCCAUCCCCCUCCCGCCCUGUAGGGUUCCUUACCCGGACAUUCUCCCUCUCUAGAAACGUCCGACGCCGCCAUGAUGACGACUGGCCAGACGCGCACAGACUCAAGCGGCACUCCACCGCAGACGACGUGCCUCCCGACGAGACCAUGCUUCACCCGUUCUGGCGACCCGCUCACUGCGUGGAUGAUGACGAGGAAAGCCGGCCUUCUGAAGAAGACGAUUACGAUGACGAGGACGAGGAUCGCGAUUACCGGGGCGAGGAUAGGACGUACCGCUACCCGCCCAUCGACAACCGCCCGUCCAAGUCGUGGCUGCCGCCAUCGAGCCGACGACACAGUCGCAGCCGCAGUCUCAGCGCCCGCUUCAAGCGCACGUUUGCCAUACUGCCCGUUCGCGCCGCCGACGAGGACGGGUAUGACCACCAGCAGCAGCAGCAGGACUACCCCGCCACCGAUGCGCAUGAUGCGACGGACCGCAGGACUAUUCGCCGCACGCCGAGCGGGAAUCUGCGGGUUAUGAAGUUCCGGAGGAGUAUGGAGUCCCUGACGACGAGGGCGAGCCCGCUCGCCGGGACAGCGGCGGCGGAUGGUUGGCGGCAGGAUGCGGCGUCGGCGCAUGCCGGGAGAAACGGGAGUGGUGGCGUGGAGGGUUAUCCCGAUGGAGAAAGAGAUAGGCCAAUAACUAGGCUGUGGAGGUCGCUGAGUCUCAGGGCGAGGUCGUCGGUUCGUGCCACUCCAAGAGAAGGAGGAGGUAGCAGCGGCGGUAAUGGCGGCGGUGGUGGGUUCUUACCCGCGCUAGGCGACAGGAUCAACAUCUCGCGGCGGCUGAGCGAGCGGCGGCGGGUGAAGAGGACGCAGGAGCUGAGGGGGAUGAUUAGUGCGCCUAGGGAGGUCAGGGAUGGAGUGGGGGAUGUGAUUAGGAGAAACUCGUGGCGGGAUCGUGGCCGUGGCAUGGAUGCGGAUGCGGAUGCGGCGUAUGUCAAUGAGCAGCAGGCUCAAAGGAGGAGGCAGGGCCUGCGGACUUGA
This is a messenger RNA of Parathielavia appendiculata, 3492 nucleotides long. RefSeq lists its product as uncharacterized. Lineage: Eukaryota; Fungi; Ascomycota; Sordariomycetes; Sordariales; Chaetomiaceae. The record is from RefSeq and is a predicted model, not a curated record. Bases 1 to 3492 code for a protein of 1163 amino acids. The transcript is spliced from 2 exons.